Molecule: messenger RNA, 970 nt
Organism: Lobosporangium transversale
Lineage: Eukaryota; Fungi; Mortierellomycota; Mortierellomycetes; Mortierellales; Mortierellaceae
Product: Translin
Exons: 6
Coding region: 38-766 (242 amino acids)
Biological process (GO): RNA metabolic process
Cellular component (GO): cytoplasm; nucleus
Molecular function (GO): single-stranded DNA binding; RNA binding; sequence-specific DNA binding
Source: RefSeq, a predicted model, not a curated record
CGACAGGUCUCUUCUUCUUUUCUCUCAGAAACGAAGAAUGUCGGACGUGGUGGAUCUUAGAUUUUUCGAUGCAAUCCAGACCUCCAUGGAGGCAGAAGCUGCUACUAAGGAUAACAUCCGUACAGCAGUUCGCGAACUAGACAGGACUAACAGGAACAUUACAGCUGUUCUGAACAGGGUUCACUCUAGUCCCAGAGAGCAAGUUCCAGCUCUAUGUGCGCAAGCCCGUAUUCAUUUUGGAGACAUCCAGACUCAUAUUCAGGAAGUCGCCAAGAUAGUUCCUGUCAACCAAUAUUACAAAUACAACAGCUUGUGGUCAGGACCAAUGCAACAAGCUUGCUUCCUUGCCACAUUGACGAUGUACCUGGAGCAUGAGCGCCUGAUCACGGUUGAAGAGCUUGAAGGAUUUUUUGGUGUCAAAGUUGAUCUCAAUAACGACAUUUCCAGAUUUGAAAUUUCGAUCGAAGAAUUCCUCCAUGGUAUUGUCUCGCUUACAAAUGAGCUUUCUCGUUUAGCGGUGAACGCUGUAACAGCCGGUGAUUUUACUCGUCCAAUACGUAUCGGGAAAUUUCUAAAGGAGCUUUACAGCGGAUUCCAGUUGCUGAACUUGAAAAACGACUCGCUUCGUAAGCGAUUUGAUGGUAUCAAGUAUGAUAUCAAGAAGGUUGAGGAAAUCAUUUAUGAUCUGACGGUACGAAAGCUUCUUGUGAUCAACAUGGAGGCAGUGCAGGGAACCCCCAAUGUUGAACAGGAAAUGCGAACAUAAAAUGGAUCAUAUUGGACUCCAAAACACUCUGGUCCCAGAGCGUUUUUAAUAUUCUCAUUCCUCGCCAUCCAUUUUCUUCUGCGCAUUGGCUUUAUGGGCGAUUCGCACGAACUUGGUGUGGCGACCAAGGGCAAUAACCUUUUCAUCCACUGUGAUCUCUACAUCUGUGUACGCAAGAGAACCUCCAACUUUGUGACAUCGAGA